UCGUGUUGGGCACGGAGACUAGAAAGCAAAGAGUCUAGACUUUCAAAGUCGGCAGAAACCUGAAUCUUAUCAUUCAGGUAAUCCUCGACUCGUGUCCUCUCGUGCGAGGACAGGGAUGAUGUCGGAGCUGCCAUUGUGGAUGUUGCGGGGGAGAAUCAUUAAGAAUGAUCAGCCAUCGAGAAGCGCAAGGUGUCGCGAUUAUCAACUCCAACUCCGCCUUGGGCAGUUCAUCCAGACAGCUUCCGCCAAUAACCCUCCAGGACGAACGAUCGCCUCAACCACUAUGGACAUGCUUAUAGAUUCGCAGAUUAAUUACUGCAGCGCCUACAUCUGACGUGUCUCCGUGUUUUGUUCUUAUUCUAAUAUGCCCAGUCCAGCGAAAAAGCGAAAGAGAGAUGUUCCAGACUCUUCUCCACACCACGCCCGGAGCAUAGCGUCAUUCUUCAAGAAUCAAGCUACCACGCAAGCGAAGAAACCAGAGCAAGUACCGGAUACCGUGCCCGAAGAAGAUACGACACAGACUCUUUCAGACGAAGCGCUUGCUCGUAAACUCCAGGCAGAAUGGGAUCAAGAAGACAACGCCACUACGUCAGAGGCUGCAAGUGGUGAGCCUCCUUUAACGCCUUCAAUUCCGAAAGAUAUCGACGCGGAGCCGAUAAAAAAAGCACAGAAACCAAAUACACUAUCGUUGCAGUCUUCUACUGGCACGGAAGACACAAUAUCCCUUUCUGUCCCUUUUGAUCAGAGUCCUUUGACAUUCGACUCGGUGAAAUAUGCAGAAGAGCUACAAAAGCACUGGGCGACGGACACGGGUGGCGCUUCAUACGCUUUGUUAACGAGGGCAUUUGUCCUUGCCAAUUCAACGUCUAGUCGAAUCAGGAUUGUUGAUACAUUGGUCAAUCUUCUACGGGUACUUAUUGAAGGUGACCCUUCCAGUGUUCUUCCCGCGGUAUGGCUCGCAACAAACGCGAUUUCUCCACCAUACGACGAGCUGGAACUAGGGUUAGGGGGUUCUUCUAUAUCAAAGGCACUCAAGAAGGUGUACGGGCUGAAUAGCCAAGGUCUUAAGACGCUCUAUGAUAAGCAUGGGGAUGCUGGAGACGUAGCCUUCGAAGCAAAGAAAAAACAGAGCUUCACACUGAUAAAACCCAAGCCACUCAAAAUAAAAAGCGUGUAUCAGUCGCUAGUGAAAAUAUCCACGAGCAAAGGUACAGGGAGUCAAGAAACCAAACAAAGGGUCGUUGAAAAAUUGCUGCAAGAUACUCGGGGAGCGGAAGAAAGCCGAUAUAUUGUGAGGACCCUCGUUCAGAAUCUACGAAUCGGAGCCGUCAAGACUACCAUGCUCAUUGCACUUGCGCGGGCCUUUCUGUUCUCGAAGCCCAAGGGUGCAGAUUUUGUGGUUCGUCCCCAAAAAGAAUUGGCAAGUCUUAAAAAAGAAGACCUAAGUGAAAUCUACAACAAUGCGGAGGAGAUUGUCAAGGCUUCCUACGCCCGACAUCCUAAUUAUAACGACCUAGUCCCUUGUCUGCUUGAGGUAGGGGUGACUGAAGAGCUUCUUGUACGAUGUGGCCUUCAACUCCAUGUUCCUCUAAGACCUAUGCUGGGCAGCAUCACCCGUGAUCUCUCUGAGAUGCUAACGAAACUUCAAGGGAGAGAUUUCAGCUGUGAGUACAAAUACGAUGGACAGCGCGCCCAAGUGCACUGUGACGAAAAGGGGAAUGUGUCCAUUUUCUCGCGCCAUCUUGAAUGCAUGACAGACAAAUACCCGGAUCUCGUUUCUCUGGUCCCGCAAAUCAGGGGAGAAAGUGUAUCGAGUUUCAUACUCGAAGGAGAGGUAGUAGCUGUAGACCGGGAAAAUGGUGAAUUACAACCAUUUCAAGUGCUGACGAACCGGGCCAAGAAGAACGUUGAUAUAGGCGAGAUAAAAAUCAACGUCUGUCUCUUCGCAUUCGAUCUCAUGUAUCUGAAUGGAGAGCCUUUAAUGGAUCGGCCUUUUCGUGAGCGCAGGGAGCUCCUUCGGGGCCUAUUUGUGGAAAUACCAAAUCAAUUCUCCUGGGUCAAGAGCCUUGAUGCAACGUCGACUGAUUCUGAGACGGUACUGGAGUUUUUCAAAAGUGCACUCGACACCAAGUGUGAGGGGAUCAUGGUCAAGGUACUCGACAAUACGCCAAAACCGGGCUUGAACGAAACAAACGAGGCUCUCUCAAACAAUGAAAGAGAGACGAAUCGACAGUCGGAGACGACAAACGCAAAAGAAAAAAGCAGCAGACGAAAGGCCUUACUAUCUACAUAUGAGCCCGACAAACGUCUCGAAUCCUGGCUCAAGGUCAAAAAGGAUUACAGCACGUCAUCUGAAACUUUGGACCUGAUUCCCAUCGCCGGCUGGCACGGACAAGGCCGUAAAGCCAAAUGGUGGUCCCCAAUCCUGAUGGCAGUCCGCAACCCUGAAACGGGAAAUCUCGAAGCCGUCACCAAAUGCAUGUCCGGCUUCACCGACCGGUUCUACCAAGCCAACAAGGAUAAAUACACACAAGGAAGCCCCAGCGUCAUAUCACGCCCCAGCUAUGUCGAGUACUACGGCGAGCCAGAUGUAUGGUUCGAGCCACAAGAGGUCUGGGAAAUGGCUUUUGCGGACAUCACCCUCAGUCCGACGUACACGGCAGCGAUUGGGUUAGUAAGUGAGGAACGCGGCCUCAGUCUCCGGUUUCCGCGAUUCCUCAAAGUCCGUGAAGACAAGUCCAUCGAUGAAGCGAGUACAUCGGAUUACCUGGCUCUCCUAUGGGAGAAGCAGGUAGAACGGUCUAAACAGGAAGAAAACGGGCCAGCCAAGGAGACUGAGAAACUAGGUUGGCAGGAAUGAGCAUGCCAUUCUGAAAGAUAUAGUAAUUUCUCCUCUUGAUGGCUGUUGAUGAUUGCAUAUAUUCGAAUCUAUUUAUCUACCUAUCUUUGAAUUGAAACAAUACGUAACAUACAUACAAAUACAGAUACAUACAGAAAUACCAGGUACGGACGGUACCUGAAAAAAACGGA
Aspergillus wentii DTO 134E9 is the source of this 3030-nucleotide messenger RNA. Its product is annotated as putative DNA ligase I. The transcript has a single exon. Gene Ontology annotation, cellular component: DNA ligase III-XRCC1 complex. Lineage: Eukaryota; Fungi; Ascomycota; Eurotiomycetes; Eurotiales; Aspergillaceae. The record is from RefSeq and is a predicted model, not a curated record. Gene Ontology annotation, biological process: mitochondrial DNA repair; lagging strand elongation; DNA biosynthetic process. The coding region runs from base 365 to 2860 and encodes 831 amino acids. Gene Ontology annotation, molecular function: DNA ligase (ATP) activity; DNA binding; ATP binding.